Messenger RNA from Hymenoscyphus albidus, 312 nucleotides. NCBI's taxonomy places the organism in Eukaryota, Fungi, Ascomycota, Leotiomycetes, Helotiales, Helotiaceae. The record is from the annotation of a GenBank genome assembly.
AUGGCGAAUCCAGUACCAGUACCCUGCGCGCCGGUUCUUGGUACAGCACUCGACAACGUCAACACUCCCACUCCCCCAUCCACUGCGAACCACUAUAAUCCUCCAAAGGCAGUGGCUGCACUGGCUGCACUGGCUGCCAUCCUCGCCCGACAGAAGGGCUCACAGACGGGAGCAUCGCGGGGUUCAUCGCCAGGAUCGAGAGCCCUCCUUCUGCUGCGGCCACCAGUCGGUUCGAUGCUUUGUUUUGAUUGUGCUCGCGCUCGUUGGCUCUUGCAGUUGCAGACCACUUCUGCACCGGUUCAUCGUCGAUAG